UUCAGCGGCGGCUUGCUAUCAGCGGCUCAGUGCGGACCCUGCGCGACGAAUUGACAAGCGAGAAAUCGAUCAAAACGUUUUCCAGUUCGCCCGCAGCAAUCGCGGCCCACCACGAGGUAGCGUCCGGUAUUGCUCUCAGAGAGGCCGGGGAGCUGGCGGAGCACAGCGCGCGCCGAACACGCGGAGUGACGGACACACCGCUCAUUUCGAAAAAAAACGCAGGUCUCGUCGUCGCCACGGACGGCAUCGAUGUUUGUCAUCAAAAAGAAGAGCGCAAAGAAGUCCAGCGAGGAGUGGCUCAGCGUCAAGACCAACUUCCUGUACCUCGGUGGCUAUUUUGCCUGUGUGCGCCUCGCCUACGAGGUCUGCUCGCGCCUGCGCUAAAAUGAGGCUCCCUACCCUGCUGCUCGCGGCCGCGGCGUCGGCCGACCAGUUCGACCUGCGCAAGCUCGAGAUCCAUCGGGACGGCGACCGCCUGCGCUACUCGUACGGGGACAAGGACGUGAGCCCGUGGCACGACGUGCCGUUCUGGGCCGACGCGGACCAGACCCUCGUGCACUUCGUCUGCGAGAUCCCGCGCCUGACGCGCUCCAAACUGGAAAUCCACAAGUCUGUUGAGGGCAACAAGCUCGUCCAGGACACGAAGGGCCCGCACCCGCGCUUCUACAAGUACAGCGCCGCGGUCGUGAACUACGGGGCCAUCAGCCAGACCUGGGAGGACCCGGCCGUCGCCGACGAGCACACGGGCGUCGGCGGCGACAACGACCCCAUCGACGUGCUCCAGCUCAACGCGGCGCCGUGCGCGCGCGGCGCCGUGCAGCGCGUGCGCGUGCUCGGCGCGCUGGCGCUCGUCGACGGCGGCGAGACGGACUGGAAGCUGCUCGUCGUCGACGCCGACGACAGUUCCACAAGCGCGUGGCGCACGGUCGACGACAUCCCGCGCGACCGCGUCGCCGAGGCGCGCGACUGGUACCGCCUCUACAAGACGGCCGAGGGCAAGGGCGAGAACGAGUACGGCAUGGGCGGCCGCGCCAUCGACGGCGACGAGGCGCUGCGCGUCGCCGUCGGCACGCACGACCUCUGGCGCGACUGGGUCGACGGCAAGGCCAAGUGCGACUUCGACGGCGAGGCGUGCUGGAAGUAGUCGAUGUGUAGUAGACUAACAAAAUUACGUCACCUC
This is a messenger RNA of Pelagomonas calceolata, 1180 nucleotides long. Lineage: Eukaryota; Pelagophyceae; Pelagomonadales; Pelagomonadaceae. The record is from the annotation of a GenBank genome assembly.